AUGAAAUUGCCAUCGUGGCGACGCGUGCUCGUCUCCCUCGCCCUUGGAUAUGCAGCCCUGAACCUGUUGUCCUUAUUCUACAACUUAUACACGAUCCCCUAUGCGAGACGUGUCUUUACGAAGAAGGAUCUCUUCGAAGGGCCACUGUUACGGAAAUACAAUAUUCCAGAAGGGAAGGGAGUUAAGACCGUGUUCGGCGUCUAUGUUGUGAAUGCACAAGCAGCUUUCGACCAGCCCAUCGGCAAACCCAUUUUGAAGCCGUUCAACGCCUCCUCGCCGCUCCCCAAGUUUUCUGGGGACUUUUUGAAGAACCUCGUAUCAACCGCUCGAAAAGUGGCUGAGAAAACCGGAGGGUUCCCGUAUGUCACCCUAAUCAAUUCGGCAUACCGGGAUCUGACGCUGAAUUGGAUGUGCAAUGUGGCUGGGAUGAAUAAAACCUUGGACCGCACGAUCAUCAUCUCCACCAGCGCCCUAACUUGCAAAAAAAUCAAACACGACUGGAAACAGGUAUCAUGCCUACACCUAAAAUUGGGCGAUGAAUACGAGGGCGCCUUCGAAUGGGGUCUACAGCAAUAUAUAAAUCUGCUAACGAUCCGAGCCCAGAUUUUAAGGCAGCUCGUUCAGGACGGCAUCACUUUUCUACUAUUCGAAACGGACGCCGUUUGGUUUAAAGACCCCGCUCAAUUUUUUGCGAGUCAAAAUUCUAUUGAAGAUGCCGAUAUUAUUGUGCCAACGAAGGGAUAUACACAUCGGGGCGAAACUUACGCCUUCGACCCGAUGCUCGUCUACCCGACCUCUGGAAGUCAGGCCCUUUUCAAGGAGAUGGAACGCCGGCUUGUGGCUAACCGGAAAUUGUAUGAUCAGUAUCUACUCGAAGAAAUGUGCAAAUCACAAUUCAACGGCGUAAUCUGCCGUCAAUUCGCCUGGGAAGAAGUGGCCGACGGAAAGUGGUUCAAAAUGUCGACAAACGAACGCCUACGCUACAAUCCUUACAUCGUCAAUAACAACUACUACAUGGCCCGCCAGGCUAUCAACGGCCUGUGGUUUUUGACAAAAAUGAAGAACUGCGUCAGCCUCAAGAAUUGCUGCUACCGGUUGAUCAUUUUACGGCCACAGUCGGCCCCGGACACAUUCCGCUACGCUCCCCUGAACGACGCCACCCCGCGCGCCCACCACUUCGGUUGCCUUGCCGACGAAAAAGCAACCAUUCAAAACAUGACUAAAAUACUUCGUGCCAUAUUGAUUUCGAGAUGCUGUGCGACAAAGCUCUGCCGCACGCCUUCAACUCCACUCGCCCUUCUGGCCAACACCACCCCCUCCACGUCCUUCACAAUUGUGCGAGGGUUACGCACAAAGGGCCAUGAGAACAAGGGCCAGCACGCGGAAAAAGAAGAACAACAUCAAGAAUCCUCGAAUGAGCAAAAGGACUCUGAUGACAAGAAGAUGCCGCCACCGCCAUCUCCGGAAAUGAUCAAAAGGCUGCGAAUCUACCUAAUGUCCAUGCUGGCGAUAUCUCUAACGGGAACCAUUUAUCUGGUGACUCGAAAAGUUCGGCUAGAAGCGGAGAAGAAUCCAGAAGUAACCCGAGAUGCCAUAAAUGAUCCUGGGACCUCACUAGAAGAAUUCGUCUUGAAGUACUUGAAGCGCGGCGAGGUUCGCAAGAUCGUCUAUUUGCCUGCCGAACAGAAGGCCGUUGCCGUGCUUCACGAUGGCGCGGUGGUGGACGGACGCUUGGUCGGGAAACAAACUGUAACCAUCAACGCCAAUCAAACGCCUGCCGAAUUCUGGGCGGAAAUAAGACGGGUUGAAGCGUCUAUGGGCAUUCCCCUCCAGCAAGGUGUUGACCUACAGUUGCAGCAAACUUUUAGCACCGGACAAGUACUUCAACUAAUCGCUGGCCUGCUGAUCAUCAUUUUUCUGGGCACCCAAUAUGGACGUCUGAUCGCAAGAAAAGUAGCCGAAAAGAACAAGAAGGCU
Molecule: messenger RNA, 1977 nt
Organism: Mesorhabditis spiculigera
Lineage: Eukaryota; Metazoa; Nematoda; Chromadorea; Rhabditida; Rhabditidae
Source: the annotation of a GenBank genome assembly